CUUUUUUUUUUUAGAAAACUCUGUGACUGUGAAAAUGGCGACUUCAUAACGUUGAAUUAUAAUGAUAGAAUUUUCGGUAUUUCUGAUAAAAUAGUUCGUAAUGUGUCUAAAUUCGAGAAUCUGUUUAAUCGGAUAAAAUUCAUGAAAAAGCAGGACAAAAAAUAUCCAGAUAAUGCUUCGAAACAGAAGUAAAAUAUCUCAAAACAAUCGUCGAAAUGCUAGAAAAAGAAAUCGGAGGAAUGCCGACGAACCUGACGAAUCAUCUAGCUCCUCUAAUGAGUUCGAUUCAUCACAACAGGAUUGCAGCAGUGAGAUACCAUUCGAUGACUCUAGCGAUUCAUGGCUUGAAGAUGAUGACGAUGAUGAUGUGUCGCCUGUGAUUGGACGAAAUUUGAAAAUUCGUAGGAAUCGAUUGAAUGCUAAAUCAAAACGUAGUAAUAAGGUGAUCAACAACCGAAAUCGCAAUUCCAGAUCAAAAAGGAAUUCCCACCGUUCAAGUGAUUCACAUGCCGCUGGGCCGAGUAGGGUAAAUAACAAUUCCAGACGUUCUAGAUCAGAGAAUUCGAACGCCAGGACUGCCAAAAGGAAGUUCAAAGACAGAAGAGAGGAUUCUGAUAGUUCUCUCAGUGAAGUUUGUAACACCUCGAGCGAAGAAUUUGAUGCGCCCCUUUUCCGUUUGAAGAAGAAAAGACCACGGCAUGCUAUCAACUUUAGUGAAAGCGAAGACUCAGAUGUUCAGACUAUCACAUCGAGGAGACAAACUUUAGUAGACUCCGAAAGCAGUACCAGUACCAGCGACGACAUAAUCACGGCUGGAAGAAUCAGACGUAAUGCUGGAGUGGUACCAUCGUGGUCAGAUUCUAGUGCUGAUAGCAUCGAGUUAAAUUCGCAAGAAACAAGUACAGUAGAAAGUAGCGGUUCUUCGUCUUUCAUUGUCUCAAGAAGAAAUCGUUCAAAUCGAUCGGUCGGAUACGUUGGAACGAGUGACUCUAGCAGUAGUUCUUCCUCCUUUUCCAGUAGUUUCGGCGUAGACUCUGAAGUGGCUAAUAUUACAUCGGUGCUAGACUCCGAAGCCAGUUCAUCGUACAAUACUGCGCCAUCAGUAAGCAGUAGUAAUGUUGAAAAUACUAAUAAAGAUCAGACAUCGGAUUCUGACUCGAGCGACUCAGAUGGUGAAAAAUGUGCAAUUUGCUUGAAAAAGUUCAGGAAUCAAUUGAUUGGCAAUCCUUCCAAUUGUGAACAUAAUUUUUGCGCUCCUUGUUUGAAGAAAUGGUCGGAGAGCUCUACCACCUGUCCCGUUGAUCGGUCUACGUUUGAUUUUAUCACAAUUAGAAGCGAAAUAAACGGUCCUGUGGUCGAUAAAUUCAAAGUAGAGAACCGAAAUUUUGGUGUUUUCCCGCCACUUGAUAUUGAUGAAGAAUUUCUCACUGAUGCAAUCAACUGCGAAAUUUGCGGUUCUGGAGAUGACGAAGAAACGCUGUUAUUAUGCGAUUUCUGUAAUUUGGGCUACCACAUGGCAUGUUUGCGACCACCUCUAUCAGCUAUUCCAGCCGGAGCAUGGUAUUGUCCUCCGUGUGUAGAUUUGCAUAGUACUCCCGCACAAAAUGUCAACGAGGCGUUUCGAUUUCUUCCUAACAUCGCUGCAGGAGGACCGUUCUUCUUUCUGUCAUCUGCUCGUAGACCGAAUAGGAUUGGUAUAAAUAGCAGUAGAUCUCGUCUUGGUGGCCCAUUGCCUAGAGGGCGAGGUCCUACGCGAGGAUUUCGAUCUCAAAAUUUAUCGAAUUCUCGCCUUCAGAAUUUAUCUAAUGUGAUAGAAUCGGUUAUGGCAAAUCUUAAUGUCGAAUCAACGUUACAAAAUAGACGUCGAAGAAAGCGUAGAAAUGGACGGGCAACUAGUGCAAAUGCGUUACAACAGGUAACGACCUCUGAAAAUUUGGUAACAACUUCGGAUGCUAAAUCAAGAAUCACAAGAGUAGUUAACCAAAGGAUGUCAUCGUCCUCAGGAAUUCCAAAUAUUCCCAGACCGAGAGGACCUCGUGACGUUGUCGAUAUGGUAUUUCCUUCUUUCAGUCUGUUUGGUGGCGAUGAUCUGGAUUACUUCUCUGACGGACCUGACGAACACGACGUUGAUGGCGAAGUUGCAAUAAUGGCCCGCGUCCGAAAUGAAUAUUCGGCGCGCAGAUUAGGAAAUCGUAAAAACAUAGUUGCAUCUUUGAACAAUUAUCACGAUCGAGGGGCAGCUGCUGCGUCAAUUGACGAAAUCACAGCAAAUGCAUCUUCAGCGAAUUUGCUCGAUUCGAUUUUGGAAAGUCAAACAUUGUGGCAUUCGAAAAACGUUGAAAUUAAAUCGAAAAAAGACGGAACGUUGGAAAUCAAGAGAAAAGAUGAGCGGAAACCCGAUCUCACAAAUACCAAUCAUUCAUCCAAAGAGAUACCCUUAUUUCCGAACAAAGGCGAUGGUGCGUCUGACAACAAAUCCUACUCGAGUAGCAAUAAUCGCUAUUCGUCAUUAGGAAAUAGCUCAGGUGGUGGCAGUAACUCGUUUACGUCAUCUACGUCUUCGUUCAACUCGCUCAAUCCGUCGAUUAGGCCUGGUUUCUCCAAUUUACUCGGUAACAGUUCGUCGGCGCUAGACUUAUCGCCAUUUAGAGGCGCUGCUCCUAUUAGGUUCCGAAUGAACCCUCCGAGGCCGAUGAUGCGACGACAAAAUUAUAACUCCAACUCGCAAAGACAACCGUCCAGUUCACCCGCUUCGUUAUCAAACUCAGUGCAAUCUCCUAAAAAGUCAUCAACUGUUGGCAAUGCGGAAGAAGAUGUCGAUUUGUACGACGAUAUCGAAACCGAGAAUGCUGAGAAUGAAAAAGCGCAAGAGAUAUUCGGUUCUUUGGAGCCUCCUCCUGAACCUCCAGCGUUGCUCAUUGGCAAUGAUUCGUCGUCGUCGGAUGAUGAAAAUAACGGUUUGGUGAUCGAUGAUAAAGCAGUUAAUAAAAACAAUAUUUACGAUCCCAAUGAACCGAAUGAAGACAGUGAUACUGAAAAUAAUCAAGAUAAAAACUCCAAUCUUGUUCCGAGUUACUUGAGGUCUCCGUCGUACGGCGGAUUAUCAGAAUUUGGGCCUCAUUUACCAUUACCUGAGCCUCCAGCUUUACCCAUAGAAUUAGACUCAGUUAAAGAUUCGGACGAAGAAGAAGAAGCGGAAUGCCCAAAUAUGACUUUAUACUCGAGUACUAGCAUUAAUUUAGCUAAUAACGUACAAGAUAUACCUAUACCAGAUGCGGCGUACCCUCAAGAUGAAUUGGAAUGCAUACCAAUCCCUACUCCUGCGGUCAAAGAAGAUACUACGACUACGAACACAGAUAGUAAAUUGUACAGUCCUACGGAUAGAAAUGACUCUGAAACUAGCUCGUUAGCCGAUGUAGAAAUCUCUUCACCUCGAAAAGUAUUGCCUAAACGACGCGAUACUUCCGAAAUUCGUUCCGUGUCGUCGCGCGGCUCAUCUAGAGAACCUAGUGAUAGAUCUUCGGCCGACGAGUCGGAUCGUAGUGAUCGUUACGAAAAUAUCAAGAAACGUUCCAGUCGUCGUCGAUCCAAAGAAAACAACAGAACGAGAAGACGAAGCAGCGUAAAUAACGCUUCCAUUAUCGAUCCAGAACGCGUCAAACCGUCCAAAGAAAUCGAUCUGACUGAAAUCGAUUCGAACGAUGAAAAAGAGCCAAUUCAAAGCGACGACGAAUCUGUCAGUGAUUCUAAAGCAGACGCCGAAGAAAUAGAUGACAAAUACGACGUAAGUGCAGUCGCUGUUGAUGAAAAUGACGAAAACGAAGCUGAAAAGUCUGACAACGACGAAGAAGCGGAAGAGAAAAGCCCCAUCGAUGCCGCGAGUACUAAAUCUGUCAACGAAGAUGACAAAUCUGAUAGCGAAGACGGAGAUAAAGAACGUGAAAAAGACGCGGUGGAUGAAGCUGAUAAAGAGAAACCAAUCGAAGAUGCCGGUGUCGAUACAUCUUUAGAGGCCGAAGUUGCCGAAAAAGCGCCUGAAGACGACAGCGCCAAUGCUUCUGCUAACGACGCGAACGUUUCUGGUAAUUACCUACUUCCUUCCGAAGAUUUAGAUCCAGUCUCUGAUGUCGAGUAUAAUGACUUCUCCGAGUGUCCGAAAUCGUCUUCGAUUCGCGACAAACGCAAGAAACGUAAGAAAACCAGAAGACGCGAUUCGUCGACCGAUAAUAAAACUGCUGCCGAAGCUAAAGAAUUAGAAGAGGGUGAAAUCGAAGAAGAGAAAUCCAAACGCAAAUAUUCGUCGCAGAAGAAAAAAGGUCGUAGCGUAACACCCGAAAGAUCGCCUGAUCGUAGACUGAAAAAGAGAAGAGAUCGGAAAGAAAAAACUACUGGAAAAGAGAAUAAAGAAAGCGGAGCCGGAGGCAAAACUGCUGGCGGAGCAGGUGGCACUUCGGCAGAAGACUUACGGUGGAAAAAAUUAUCAAAAAAUACCAAAGAACGAAAUUACCGUGACGGUAAACCGAGACCAAACGAUAAAACGGAUAAAGUUAGAGAUCGCGAGAUUAAAAGCCGAAAAGAAAAACGGAAAGAGAUAGAAAGGUACGACGUUCGUAAAAUUGUCUCGGAUAAACCGCCCAGACCUGUUCGAGAUGAAUUUGGCAGAGAUGUGUCCGCCAAUAGAUCACGUUCAAGGACACGCACCCGUUCGUUAAGUUACUCAGGCCGGAAACGAUCGAAAGGUGGUACGACGAGACGUUCUUUUAGCCAAGAUGACCGAUGGAUCGAUUGGUCACCGGUUUGGAAUCAGCGUAGAUCUCGUAGUCGAACAAGGCGUACUCGUAGUCGAUCGAGAAAUCGUAGUCGACUCAGCGGCGACAGAUACAGAAAUCGUUCCAAGAACCGCGAUCGCGAACGCGAGUACGAUAAACGAGAGCCGCGUAAACGAAAGAGGAGCGUUUCUUCGGAUAUUAAUAAGUAUACGCCGCCACAAGCCGAACUAAAGAAACGCCGCAGAUCGCGGGAUCGAUCGCGUAAAUCAGAAAGUUACGCGGCGGCCGCUCUCCGGCCGUCUGACCGAGAACGCGAUAUCCCGCCAGAAUAUUACUACGAAAGAUCGAGAUCCUGGUCUAGGACACUCUCGUAUGCCAGUUUAACUCCCGAGCCGGAACAGUACGUUAGGUAUUCGCGAUCACCGUCCAUUAUCGAACAGCCUACUAGAAUGCCGCUCGUUAGUCCGGAUCGUGAACGUGGUAUAAUAGCUCAAAAUCCUCAAAAUCUGACUGUAAUCGUACCUAACGUUGAUCUAAGUAAAAAGAAGCAUAAGAAGAAAAAAGAAAGUAAAAAGAAAAAGAAAAAGCAACCGUCGAAGGAAGUAUUCACCUCGGGUGAUAACAUCGUUGUCAGCGUAAACUUCGAUGAUAAUCAGAAAAUAAUCAGCGCCAAAAGUUCAAAAAGGAAACACGACGAUGAAAAAGGCCGUAAGAGGAAGGAAAUACGUAAAAAACGAAAACAAACGUUGCAAGUGAGCGACGAAGUACUGAACGCGAAACCGGUUGCUGUGAUAGAUCUGAAUUCGUCUCCGUGUAAAGAAAUGUCGCCAACGGAGGUGAUUUCUCUAACGGACAGUGGCGACGAAGCGAACGUAAUUAUCGAAAGCGUCGUUCCGGCCGAUCGCCGUAUCGUAACAUCCCAAGAAGACGCUAAUAAAUCACCGAAUGAACGAAGAGCCUACGUAAUGACGCAAUCUGGCCCGAAAACGCCACCCGAGCCACCGAUCAAAUUCACUUUGAAUUCGACGGCGCCGAAUCGACCUCUGGCGACAAAUCCCAUCUUCGAACAGGAUGAAAUUGACGGCGAAGACGCGAUGCAUUAUAACAAAGGACCGAAUACACCGCCUGAACCGGCCGGUCAAACUCGUCGCUCGAUUUCACCCAGUACGACAAUGUACGAUCCGUUCGAACCGACUAAAUCACGUUCGCAGAGCCCCGAAAAUACGCAAUACGACGAACGUAAAGACACAUCUGGCGGAGUCACGGCCGAGGAGAGGCGUCCGGUGAUCGAUAUGUUCUCCGACGACGGCGACAAACCAGUCGGCGAAAGUCAAGGUAGUGGAGCAUCGGCCGAAAAAUCCAAAUCGCAAGAGGACAUCGUCAAAGAAACAAGCUCUUCGGUUACUCCGACGAAAUCCUCGAUUGCCGAUGACGUGGCACCGUCAACCAACACCAAAAGUCCGGCCAAAGACGCGUCGGCCUCCGACUCGGCCAAAGCUAACGAGACGACGCAAUCGAACGGCGUGAAUACACUGGUCUUAGAUUUGUCCAGCUUGGGUGACGAUUUCGUACCUAAAUCGUCGAUACCGUUGGUGAAAACCAGCCAAGGCAAGUACGAGUUCCAAAGCGGCAAAGCUCCCGAUAAACCAAUCACUGUGGUUAUUUCGCAACAAUCGCAACCGGUUAAACCGCAGCCUCAACAAGUGAUGGUCACACCGACCCGACAAAUACCUCCGAAACCAGUCGAACCAAUGAAACAACCCAUUUUCCCAGAUCUACUCUCGUGGAAGCUGCCUCCACCUAUGUCGCAAACCAACUUCUCAACACCACCGCCGACCUCUUCGUUGUUACCGCCCGGUAUUCUAAUAACGCCUUCGAAAUCGGCACCCGGCAUGCUAGCUCAAAAUGGCAACCAAGAUGAGAGUAGCUUCGAAAUUGAUGACUCUCCUUAUUCACCCGCUAGCAGCGAAGGCGACGAUUUAUUCGAACCGCCGCCUCUGAACGCGUCCACGGCGUCGCCCAAUAAGCAACGACCGUCACCUAUGCCAGCGGUCAAUUCUUUCAAAUCCAGGGUGGACGCGUUAUUCAGUUCGUCACCCAUGAAAAAAGCACCUCCGAGAGGUAACGUUCCGCCUCAUAUUUCCAAACCAGUAUCCGCCAUCAAGGGUACCAAGAAAAUACUUAAACCUCCACCACCGAUUCCUAGUAGUAAAAAAGACAUUGGAAGUAAAGCGGAUGAAGAACAGCUUAAAAUUCUCGACGAUGUACCAAAUUCAGCCGUCGAAAUGAUGGUAAAAGAAAAAUUCCUAAAAAAAUUACACCGACAAGAACGAGUCGUCGAAGAAGUUAAAGUUGUUCUUAAGCCACAUUACGCCAAAAAACAUAUUACUAAAGAAGAAUACAAAGACAUACUAAGGAAAGCUGUACCUAAGAUUUGUCACAAUAAGUCUGGUGAUAUAAAUCCUAGCAAGAUUCAAGGUUUGGUGGAAGCUUACGUGAAAAAGACUAGAUAUGCUAAGAAAAAGCCUACCAUGGGAGCUGGUGCGCCGUUAUUCCCACCUAUGAAAACUGCUGGCAAAACUAAGAAGCCAUGGUUUUUAAAUUGUAGGCCUUAUUCCCCGUUGCGUAAGGAAUGAGAGUUCUCGAACAAAAAUCGCUAUGGGGUUGAAGCAAGUACGAUUUCAUGUCGCUGAUUUGUGUACAGAUAUUAUAUAUUUUUAUAUAAACUUAGUUAUUUAAUUGGAUAAAAAAAAAUGUACAAAAUUCAGAACUUGUGUAUCUGAAACCAUUUUGUAUUGUUUGUUUAUGUUUAAAUAUGAAUUUGAUUGUUUUACGUAUAUAAGUAUUAUUAAUAUCGCAUAAUCUUAUGUAAAAAGAUUCUUUUAAACAGAAUAAUAACGACUUGAGACGCGUUAAUGUAAAAAGCCCUUCAUUUUACAACUUUUACUUUAUACAGUUUCUCUUUCUUGUUUUAUUCGAUUACUUCGCCUAUAAGCAUGUAAACGAAAAAGUAUAUAUUAUUGAAUUAUUCACUUUUUUAAUUUUUUUUUCUCCCCUUUCGUCGCGUUUUAUUUUUAUUUAUUUUGCGAGUGAGUUUUUAUUAAGACAAAAACUUGACAAUGUUUUUUCCUCCCCUCUCCCUCUUUUUUUUACAACUCGGACGCGUACUUUGUAUAAAUGUUCCUUGGUAUAAUAAUUACCUACGCGGAUUGGUAUCAUGUGAAACGUUCAUCAUGAUAUUUGCAUAAUUCUUAACGUAAUUAUGGCUGGCUCUCCUGUAUGCAUGUAGCAUUUUGUACGAUAUUUAUACGAUCGAAAAAAAACUGGUUUUUAGCGCGCUUUUAUACAAUAUUUUGUUGGAAAUUUAUCGUAAACUCGAUAAUCGAACAAAGAUUUACGUUUUUAAUGCAAAAAAAAACCACGUACGAGGAGAAUAUUAAUCAUUAAGUAUUUAUUUUUUUAGCGUAGCUUUUUGUUUUUUUUUCUUUCGUUUUUUUAAAAAAAAAAGAAUUUCUGGUGUAGUUUAAUUGUAAAUUUCAAAUAUAUCACGAAAUAUAAUCCUGUUUUUAUUUGUUAUAAUCUCUACUUCUCUAGCGAAAUAAUGAACGUGUGAUGGAUAACUGAUUGCGAGUAGUUUUAAUUAGCUUGAUUCUUGUUGUGAAUUAAUAAUUUACUGGAAAGUGUGGACAUGUGUCGUGAAUUUUUCAUUGUACGGAAUAUAUAUUUGAAUAAAUAAAAGUCAACGUUGAUUAAAUAA
Molecule: messenger RNA, 8526 nt
Organism: Planococcus citri (citrus mealybug)
Lineage: Eukaryota; Metazoa; Arthropoda; Insecta; Hemiptera; Pseudococcidae
Product: PHD and RING finger domain-containing protein 1-like
Exons: 25
Coding region: 173-7405 (2410 amino acids)
Source: RefSeq, a predicted model, not a curated record